Messenger RNA from Manduca sexta (tobacco hornworm), 2679 nucleotides. RefSeq lists its product as uncharacterized. Bases 607 to 2475 code for a protein of 622 amino acids. Gene Ontology annotation, molecular function: protein binding. The transcript has 3 exons. Lineage: Eukaryota; Metazoa; Arthropoda; Insecta; Lepidoptera; Sphingidae. The record is from RefSeq and is a predicted model, not a curated record.
UACAAAAUUAGACCUAAAAGGGAGGAGACGGGGAGGCAGCGGCGAGUGAGGGUAGGGUGUCGUUAUUCCAUUGUCUCGUACAGAUGUAAAAAAAGCUAGGGCACCAAAAUUGAGAAUAUACUGUUGAAUUUUACUUCUAACGAUUAAAAUAUCUAGGAAUGUUUUUAAAAGUGUUGCAUUUAUAUGAUAAAAUAUAAUUAAAAUUGUAAUCAAAUUACGAAUUCGAAAUUCUAAUAGAAUUAUAUAAGAUUAUAUGAUUUUACUACAAAAAAAGAGCAGGAGUGCUUAAAUCUGGAACUAACUUGUCUAUAAUUUCAUAUUCCUACUAGUCAGACAGUCUCUUUGUAAACAAUUUAUAAGAAUUUUCGACCGAGAGAGCUGAGUAAUCAACGCAUGUGCUGGUUUCGCGCAUGCGUUACCACACCUUAAUGAUUUCUCCUACCUUAGCUGCUUUCAAAGACUUACGCUCGAGGCUUCAACACAUAAUGUGAUAAAAGGAGGUUUAUAUUAAAAAUGAGGCACGGCUUAUGAUAUUAACUUCACCUGUCCAUCGUACGUGAUAGUACGAAGGAAGACGGGAAUUCUGGAGGCGUAUGUGUGAUUGAAAUGAGUUCUCCUAAAUUGAAUGAGAGAUGUCCGAGCAACAUGAGCAAUGGCAAAAAACAUUUGAGUAACGAUUCUAAAGAAGAUUCACUGGAUAAUUCGAUAAGAGAGUCAAUUAAAUCGGAGAGGCCUAGCGGUAAAAAUGAAGAGGACUGGAGACGGCGCACUAUCAUUGUAGAAAAGAAAAAUGGCAGUUAUGGUUUUACGCUUCAAAGUUACGGAAUACAUUACAAAAAGGAACAAGAGAUAGAGGUUAUCACGUAUGUAGACCACGUAGAGGUGGACGGCCCAGCUGCGAUAGCUGGCAUGCGAGAAGGAGAUGUCAUCUUGUCCAUCAACGGCGCCGACGUCGAACGAGCUGAUCAUGCCAACAUCGUCGACGCUAUUAACGGUUGUGACGCCAGAAUGAGAAUGGUUGUUAUUUUUGAAGACUGCGUGCGUAAAGUUGAAUUGCACCUUAAAUAUAUAAACCUUCAACGAGCGCUACAAUCUAAAAUGCGAGAACUUGAGCAAUUAACUAUUCGUGAAAGGCAACUCUUCGAUUCCAACUGGAAAACGCACAGUUUACCUUCGCAAAAAAAGAAAUCUUCUCCUGCAGAUAUCAUAUCUGACUCAGAAGAAAACAACGUCAACGAAACUAUAAACAACACUUAUUGUAGGCCUACACUUUCAAGCGAAAAUGUUACUGCUGCAAAACCACCUCAGCCUAAUGUAUUUAUGUAUCAGUACUUAGAUCCUAGAUACGGAGCCUGUCUUAUUCAACCAAACAUACACACAGGCAGUUUUGUAAUUACUGUAGGUUCCCCGAGAAACCGACGCGAUUGUCACCAUUGCGUCAUCAAAACUCCAGGCGAAUGCCACCGUUCUAAUGAUACAUAUAAAUCACAUAGCGGCAAACACACUAAAGUUCAGAGAAGCACUCAUAACCACAGCUGUGCUCCAUGUAUGCCGGCAUACAAUAAUCAGGACGCUAAUAGUCUCGAAGCUUACGAUCUAGCUAGCCCUUGUUGUGACCCACAUUGUGUACCAAACACGAGGAAAAAAGUUAGAAAGAAAAAGGAAUGUUCUAAAGAACACAAAAGGAAGGAAAAAUGUUUCCAGGUUGACAAAGCAACACAAAAGCCAGAUACAGUACCUCACACUCGGACAAAGAAGGUCUGCUCUUCUGGUCAUUGCUCGAAUCGUUACAGAUAUUUAACGACUGAAUCUACUCAAACCAGCCAGUGCAGCCUGCAGUCAUAUGCAACCAGUAAUGCCACAGUCCCAUGUGACAAUUCAGCUUCUAGUUACAGUACCUCAUUAAGCAGUGAUACAUUAUUUUGGGAUAACGAUCGGUCGGAAAUACAAGCCUCGCCAAAAAUACAAUAUCAAAGUUCCCAUCAACAUGUCAAACCGAAGUCUUGGGAUAAUUUAACCACUAAAGCGUUCGGAGGUUACGGAUUUGGAUAUGGAUACUUGGAUACAGCUACGAAGCAAUCGAACCGGUCCAAAAGCCACGGUCGUAGUCACAGCGGGCGUAGUACACAAAGUCAUCACGAGUACCAACAUCAUGUGCAAGAGAAGCAUUCUCACCGGGUACCCGUGACCUCACAUCACUAUUCUGUCUAUGCAAGGAAUCACAGUCAUUGUGCGCCGACUAAAUCCACCGAAAGUUUGAUAGUGGUUCCUAAAUACCAAUUGGAAAGUAGUGGUUCCGAAAGUAGGUUGGCUUGCGAAUGUGCUGAGUCUAUUGAAUACUAUCGUCGAAUUAAUGUGACCAAAAGCCCAGCAGAAUCACAUUCUUCUGGCUACUACACUCAACACAUCAUGUACCCAACCCAUACAUAUAAGAAGAAGGAACCAAACGUUAGUUCGGAAAUAACGCGACUAUAAAUACAUUGUUCCGAUUUCAUUAAAGUUAGUUUUCAUGUUCUACCAUAAGUUAAAUAUGUAACUUAACUGGUUUUAUUCUUCUUUGAUACAUUGAAGAGUACUGAUGCGUAGAUGAUGCUCAGUAUUUAAGUCAAUCUAUGCUAUACAUACCUAUUGUCAUAUUGUUGGUUUUAUAGUUUUUAAUAUUAAACUGAAAGAAUUCUC